CCUUCCCCAUCCCGCCGCCUGUUCCUCCGUGUUCCGGCCUGUCGCCGUCCGUCUUCCCCGCUACAACGACGUCCUCGCCCCACUCCACCUGCCUCCAAGAUCCGCGCGUUUGGAGAUGGCUCGCCGCAAGGAGAGACUAGGCGUUGCGAUGGUACAGGAUGGGCGCGGCCUCAGUGGGAGGAGGGGGCGCUCCUCUGCUGCUGCUCAUCGACGGCACUGGCGGCUGCACUUCCGCCGCUAGGUGGUCUUCUCCUCACACCAGAUUGGUUUCCGCAGAAGGUUCGAGAGAUUCCAGCGGCCAAUUUCAUCUAUGACCAUCUGGGUGAGUCUUUUCAGUUCUGCUUACUGAAAGUUCAGUGGUCAGUGGACAUUCGGUUAGUACUAGUACUUUGGCAACUCCUAGAUUAGGAACAUUCAGGGGAGUUCCUAAAUUCUUUUGGUGGAUGUCAGGCGAGGAUUCUUGCUGACGGGAUGGGAAUGCAUUGAGUUCUAACAAAACAGUAUAGGCCACAAAGUUAAAGUAGAUUGUAGGUUCCCACAAAUCAAUCAUAUAUGCAGAUGUUGGUGGCGUUUGUCUUGGUGACAAGAUAGAGAGACCGACUGUUGGGGAAGCUGUUACUUUGAAUGGGGUUUGCUUGCUCCCCCUUAGUGACGGUCAUAGUAGUAAUAGAUUGUUGGAGAUGCCCCAAGUCACAGGCUGAAAAGGAGGAGCCGCAAUCACUACCUCUGAAAAUCGUUUCAGAGUUCAGACCAUCCUCUACCAUAUUCCAAACGAGUGUCACGUCUGAAUGUCAUUUCCUCCAUUUGAACUGCAUUAACUGCAUUCACCAUCAGCGUAGCUAGCCGUUGAAGAUGUAUGUCAUUUGCACACACAAAUGUCAACACUGUCCAUGUCGAAUACAGUCAACUAUGCAAUUAAGUUCACUUCCUGUUGACGCAUGGAAAACCAAGCAAUAAUCAACGUCCACAUGACAAGCAUUGAUAUUCUAUUCUUCUUUUGAGCGGACUGAAAGCAUGCACAAUUAUCUGAAACCGAAAAGCUUAGACCGCAUCAAUGGCAGAAAAUUAUGCCAGCCAGAUUGGACUCAGCCAAGGUCUUCGUUGCAGGUGAGAGGCAAGUGGGUAGGAGUGUUAGGCUGCUUUACAUGUGUUUAUAAACCCCUGGAGAACCGAACCAGAUGAGUAGGAGUACCCAACUCACACACCACCAUCACCGGGCUUCGGCGUUCUGCUCUCAGACGCAAGAGGUGCGCUUAUUCUCUCUAUCUCCUUGACCAUAUUUUUUCGCCUGUGUGUGUCUUGCUGCUAGACUUGUGGGACAACUUCAGUUUACAUGAUCACUUGGCCUAUGCAGUCAUAUUCCUAAUACGUCGUGAGAUCAUGGCGAAUUCCAUGGUGCCAACGCUGCUACAUCGCCUAGUUCUUGCAUUGCUCCUCCUGCUGCUGCCUCUCCUUAAUUCCGGGCAAGCCGAGGGCCGCGCCACGCCUGCAGCAGCAGCACGCCGCGGCACUUCGCUAAGAUCCCAAGCUGGGGCGCUUCUCCACUGGAAAUCAUCCAUCAAGUACUCCUCCAAGCACCAGCUGGGAACCUGGGGAGACGACGGCAUGUACCCGUGCAACUGGACCGGCAUCACCUGCGGGGACACUCUGUCAAGCAGAGGAACCAUGGUGAAGGUCAUCACAGGAAUUUCCCUUGAUGGUGCCAGCAUUGCAGGGCGACUGGACAAACUGAGAUUCCAGUCGCUCCCUUACGUUGUCAACCUCGAUCUUAGCGACAACUACCAUCUCUCCGGUGCCAUCCCUCCAGGCAUCGGCUCUCUUUCCAUGCUUUCCACCCUCAACUUCUCUGGUGAUCAGCUCAGCGGGCACAUACCUGCAUCAUUCUGCAACCUUGGACAGCUCACAGGGAUGGACCUCUCCAGCAACAAUCUCACCGGACAAAUCCCUCCUGCUUUAGGUAAUCUCUCAAGACUUGGUUUUCUUUAUCUACGUGGGAAUAGGCUCUCGGGUAACAUCCCCUGGCACCUCGGACAGCUUCAGAACAUGAGAGAGAUGGAUUUGAGCCUUAAUGACAUUUCUGGCCAUGUACCUUCCGCCCUUGCAAACCUGACCAACCUCGACUAUCUGGACCUUUCUGAUAAUCGUCUGUCAGGACCCAUACCUAAAGAACUAGGACACAUCCAAACCCUGCAAGAACUACACUUGGAGAAAAACAAUCUGAGCGGCACAAUUCCGCCCUCCCUUGGUAACCUGACAGUGCUCACAUACCUGACAGCAUAUCGGAACCAAUACACUGGUCCAAUACCGGCAGAGUUUGGGAUGCUCUCGAGCUUGAUUGGGUUGGACUUGUCAGAUAACCAUUUGACCGGCCCUGUUCCUUCUAGUGUUGCUGGAAAUCUUACUUCAGUGACCUAUUUUUCUCUUUUUGGUAACCACAUAACCGGAUCCAUCCCUCAUGAGUUUGGGAAUCUCGUGAAUCUGGAAACCCUUGCCCUCUCGGACAAUUUGAUAGUUGGAUCAGUGCCAUCAAGUAUUGGGAACAUGUCUUCACUCAAACAAUUAAUAAUACAUAACAAUAGUAUCUCCGGGGAAUUGCCGACCGAGUUUGGAAAUUUGCUAAAUUUGGAGUAUCUUAUGUCCUAUGAAAACCAAUUGUCCGGCUCAAUCCCUCCAAGUUAUGGAAAAUUGGUCAAGAUGACACAAAUGCGACUGUUCAACAACCAGCUCUCCGGCCCUGUGCCUCCAGCACUGUCCAACCUUACCAAUUUAGUCGUCAUUGCACUGGAUGACAACCAGCUGAUCGUACACUUGCCAGAUUUGUGCCAAAGUAAAAAGCUACAGGUUUUACAAGUUCAUAACAACAAUCUAGAUGGUCCUGUCCCAAAAGGCUUGAGGGAUUGCAGUUCAUUAACAUCGCUCAUGAUCGCCAAUAAUUAUAUUGAGGGAAACAUAACUGAAGCAUUUGGUGUGUAUCCACACCUCGAUACGAUCAAUUUAUCUUCAAAUAGAUUUGUUGGGCAGCUCUCGCCGAAUUGGGGCUCAUGUCAAAACUUGACAAGUAUUAAUUUUGCACACAAUAUGAUAGAAGGCAGUAUACCUUCUGAGGUUGGGGUGCUGAAAAAUCUUGGAAAGCUUAAACUGAGUUUCAAUAGGUUGACCAGUGAGAUACCACCGGAAAUUGGCAAGUUAAGCAACCUCUAUUGGAUGGAUUUAAGAAACAAUCAACUAUCUGGCCAGAUCCCUAAGCAAAUCGGCCAACUUAGCAAUCUUGAGAUUCUUGAUUUCUCAAGCAACCUGUUGAGCGGUAAAGUGCCAGAAGAGAUGGGAAAUUGUUUGAAACUGCAGUCAUUACAUAUGAAUAACAACAGCCUUAGUGGAAGUCUUCCUGGUAGUUUGGGCCAUUUAGCUUCCCUGCAAAGAAUGCUUGAUCUUAGCAUGAAUAGUCUCAGCGGACCAAUACCGUCAGAACUCAGCAACCUAGAGAUGCUGAUGUAUGUAAACUUCUCACACAAUCAAUUCAGUGGUGCAAUCCCUGCCUCCAUUGCAAGCAUGCAAAGCCUAUCAAUAUUUGAUGUUGCAUAUAACCUCCUUGAAGGCACUGUCCCAAAUGGGAUCCAGAAUGCAUCAGCUGAAUGGUUUCUCCACAACAAAGGUCUUUGUGGAGACCUUGUUGGACUGUCUCCUUGUGAUUUGCCCCCUGCAGAUCAUAGGCGAAAGCACCAAAAGAUUAUACUACCAGUCAGUCUAACUAUGUUUGUCGCUACUAUUUCAAUAACAGCAGGUGUGAUAGCCUUUAUGAUUUGCCGCAAGAAAGUACCUCAAAAUACUGAUGAUGUGAGCAAAAGGGAUGUAUUCUCUGUAUGGAGCUUUGAUGGCAGAAUAGCAUUUGAAGAUAUUAUCAAUGCAACUGACAAUUUCGAUAAGAAACAUUGCAUUGGAGAGGGAUCAUACGGCAGUGUUUAUAAAGCAAAACUUCAAGAUGAACAAGUGGUCGCAGUAAAGAAACUCCAUGCAGGCGAUGAAGAGGCACAAGAUGAAGAAAGAUUCCGGCAUGAGAUUGAAAUGUUAACAACAAUUCGCCAACGCAGCAUCGUCAAGCUAUAUGGAUAUUGUUCUCAUCCGCGGUUCCGGUUCCUUGUGUGCCAGUUUAUACAGAGAGGAAAUCUAGCUUCAACCUUAAGAAAUGAAGAACUAGCAAUCCAGUUCCACUGGCAAAGGAGGACAGCUUUAAUAAGAGAUCUGGCUCAAGCCAUCGCUUACCUCCAUCAUGAUGUUCACCCACCCAUAAUUCAUCGAGACAUCACAAGCAGAAACAUCUUACUAGAUACUGAUUUCAAAGCAUUUGUCUCGGACUUCGGUAUUGCAAGAAUGUUAAAACCUGAUUCGUCAAACUGGAGUGCACUAGCAGGGACCUACGGCUACAUAGCACCUGAAUGUUCCUACACUUCCCUAGUUACAGAGAAAUGUGAUGUAUAUAGCUUUGGCGUUGUGGUGCUUGAGGUGUUGAUGGGCAAACACCCUGGAGAUUUGCAGGCUUUUCAUUCUUCACUCGAGGACCAGUUUCUACUGGAAGAAAUUUUGGACAAACGACUUCCACAACCCGAAGCUGGGGAGGAAGAAGUGAGACGGUGCAUCUCCGUGGCAUUUGAGUGCCUAACUCCUUCACCCAAAGAAAGGCCAACUAUGCUGAAAGUUUAUCGAGAUCUUUCCAUCUGAAGUCACAUGUUAAAUUCUUCCAGAUGUAUCAUCUUAGCCUUGUUUAGUUCUCAAUAAAACUUGGGCUAACUUAGCUGUCCAAGCAUUUUCAACCCGAAUAAAUAAGGCUAUUUCUGUUGGGCAUCAUAGAAUAUAUGGGCCACGAACUCACGAUAGAGUCGUGAUCUAAACGCUCUUACAAUUCUUUACAGAGAGAGUAUAAUUGUUCUUUCUAUGAUCAUACAGAUCAUGGAUCAUGCUUA
This is a messenger RNA of Triticum dicoccoides, 4958 nucleotides long. Its product is annotated as MDIS1-interacting receptor like kinase 2-like. The coding region runs from base 1381 to 4716 and encodes 1111 amino acids. NCBI's taxonomy places the organism in Eukaryota, Viridiplantae, Streptophyta, Magnoliopsida, Poales, Poaceae. Gene Ontology annotation, biological process: protein phosphorylation. The record is from RefSeq and is a predicted model, not a curated record. Gene Ontology annotation, molecular function: protein kinase activity; ATP binding; protein binding. The transcript has 2 exons.